This is a messenger RNA of Spea bombifrons (plains spadefoot toad), 1981 nucleotides long. RefSeq names its product tyrosyl-DNA phosphodiesterase 1 (gene TDP1). Gene Ontology annotation, molecular function: double-stranded DNA binding; 3'-tyrosyl-DNA phosphodiesterase activity; single-stranded DNA binding. Gene Ontology annotation, biological process: single strand break repair; double-strand break repair. Lineage: Eukaryota; Metazoa; Chordata; Amphibia; Anura; Pelobatidae. The transcript is spliced from 16 exons. The record is from RefSeq and is a predicted model, not a curated record. The coding region runs from base 47 to 1837 and encodes 596 amino acids. Gene Ontology annotation, cellular component: nucleus.
AUGUGACGUCAUCAGAUCGCAGCCGCAUGUGCAGCUGAGACGCAGAAUGCACAGGGCUACACACUCCCAGGAGAGUAACCACGGUAAAUGGACGCUGUCUAGCAGCGACGAUGAACCAGAGGAAAGCGGAAAGCCGUCCCGGUCACCGACCGGAGCCAGCCUGGACCCUUUGCCCCGGUACAGCUGCUCCGAAGCCAGGAAGGCUUCCCACAAAAGAAAGGCGAACCCGGUGAGCUUCGAAGAGGAGGAACAAGGAACUCGCCAGUCGCCUGUAAAGAAACUGAAACUCGACAAAGACGACUCAGGUUGGUGCCUGUCGAGUAGCGACGACGAAUCAAAGCCAUCCCAGAAGAUUAAAGCAGAAAGAGAGGGACCGGGGAGGAAACCAAGACCACCGCAAACUCAGGACGAUGAAAGGGGGCAGAGCACGAGCGGACAGGACAAGUAUAAGACCCCAAGUGACUCUCAGGAUCCGUGGGACCUCCUGCAUGCUGGAGAACCCUUCUGCUUCUACCUCACAAAAGUCAGGGGGAUUAAACCCAAGUACAAUUUUGGGGCUCUCCACAUCAAAGAUAUUUUAUCUCCUCUCUAUGGUACGUUGGAGUCCUCCGUGCAGUUUAACUAUUGCAUAGACGUGCCGUGGCUGGUGAAGCAGUACCCCGAGGAGUUCAGGAAGAAGCCGUUACUCGUCGUACACGGUGAAAAACAAGAAUCGAAAGCGAAGCUGCACGAGGCUGCGCACCCGUAUGAACACAUUCGCUUGUGCCAGGCCAAGCUGGACAUUGCGUUUGGGACUCACCACACGAAAAUGAUGCUACUUCUCUAUAAAGAAGGGCUCCGAGUCGUGAUCCACACCAGCAACCUCAUUCACGGAGACUGGGACCAGAAAACACAGGGGAUUUGGCUGAGUCCUUUAUAUCGUCGGAUACAAGAAGGAGCCUCGAUUUCUGCAGGAGAAUCAGCGACAAACUUCAGGGCUGAUCUCAUAUCUUACUUGGCUUCUUACAACUCGCCAACCCUGAGAGAGUGGAUGGAGAUCAUCAAACAGCACGACCUCUCGGAGACCAGGGCGUACCUCGUCGGCUCGACACCAGGGAGAUUCCAGGGCGUCGAAAGAGAAAAAUGGGGUCACUUGCGUCUGCGAAAGCUUUUAAGAGAACACACGACGCCCGUCCCGGGGCAGCAGGACUGGCCCGUAAUCGGACAGUUUUCAAGCAUAGGGUCCAUGGGGGCCGACAAGACCAAGUGGCUGCACUCCGAGUUCAGGGAAAGCCUCGGGACUUUGGGAAAAGGCGCGAAGGCGGAUAUUCCCCUCCACCUGAUCUACCCGUCGGUGGAUAACGUCAGAACCAGCUUGGAGGGAUAUCCAGCUGGUGGCUCGUUGCCAUACGGUAUCCAGACGGCACAGAAACAGCCGUGGCUGCACUCCUACUUCCACAGGUGGAAAGCAGAGACGUCCGGCCGCAGCAGCGCGAUGCCUCACAUCAAGACGUACAUGAGGACCUCUCCCGAUUUCCAGGAACUCGCCUGGUUUUUAGUAACGAGUGCUAAUCUCUCCAAGGCUGCGUGGGGCUGUUUCGAGAAGAGCGGCGCCCAGAUGUUUAUCCGCUCCUACGAGCUGGGAGUCCUAUUCCUGCCGUCCGCUUUCGGUUCGGAGACGGGAACGUUCAGCGUCAAAGAAAACAUCUACGCUAAAAGCGAGAAUCCCCAAAGCGCCUUCCCGGUUCCCUACGACUUACCUCCGGAACGUUACAGCGGCAAAGACAGACCCUGGGUGUGGAAUAUUCCCUACGUCAACGCCCCCGACACGCACGGGAACAUCUGGUGUCCGUCAUGAGAGCCCCCCGACCUCGGACCCCCGGAAGGUUUUCUGAUGAGGCUUCGACUUUUUGUUUUUCUCGGCACCUCUUCGUUGGAUCAAAAGAAUGAAAUAGAAUUUUUUUUAUGUUUUUGAAUCUUCAGUAAAAUACGAGAACAUUUU